AUGAACAUCAAUCAAAAUUAUCCACCUCAAUUUAUUCCAAUAACUUUAUCCAAAUCUGUACAUCUUCCUCCUAAUAGCAAUCGUACAGCUAAAGCUUCUAUUCCUAUUUCGUCUAUUAGCUCCCCAUUUAUUCCUCAUCAACACUUUACACUAAAUAGUGCUUUAUAUAUUCCACAUAAACUUCUUCAAUUUUACAAUUAUUUUUCUACUAUAACAUUAUCUAAUACAACUCCUUAUCCACAAUAUGUUACUAAAGGCAUUUGUAUUGGAUUCUUAUGUUCUUAUACCGUUCAACAACGAAAUAUCCACACUUCGAUUCCAACGACUAAAUCAUAUGGUGUCGCCAAAUCUUUUGGUGAGAUACCAGUCUCUCUUGACUUAGUCACGAAUAGAUCGAAUACUCAUUAUUCGCACAACUCUUCGAAAAAUUUUCCAAUAAACAACCAGUAUUAUACUGAUGUCAUUACAAAUCCCAUUACUUGUUAUACAAUUCCUUCGAUACAUUCAGAGGUCGAUAAAGCUAUUCGCGAAUUAGCUACCAAAAUACACCAUCAACAAUAUCAUGAUGAUCUUCUCACACUUUUACUCCGUUUUCACCGAAUUUUUAAUACAACUACACAUAAUAUUGCUGAUACACCAAUUCAUCACGUUAUUCAUACCAUUCCACAUACACCCCCAGCUUGCAAACCAUAUCCACAACCAGAUAAAGAAGAACCAAUGUAUGCUAUUAUUCAAGAAUUUUUACAAGCAGGAUUAAUCGCUGAAUCUCAUUCUCCAUAUGCAGCACCUGGUAUUCUUGUCAAGAAGAAAGAUGGUUCUUAUCGUUUCGUAGUGGAUUAUAAAAAAUUAAACUUGAUCAC
Messenger RNA from Rotaria sordida, 860 nucleotides. The record is from the annotation of a GenBank genome assembly. Lineage: Eukaryota; Metazoa; Rotifera; Eurotatoria; Philodinida; Philodinidae.